AUGUCAGUGAUCAAUUUCAUAAAGGAUUUGUGGCGCGGUCUCCAUUUCGUUCUAUCGAUUCAAUUCUGGAGAAUGGCGUUGUUAUGGACACUUUCCGUUCUAUUUUCUCACUUCCAAUUGCUCAAGGAUUCGCUCUUUUCUCACAAAAUCGUAUAUCCCAGGUGUUCCUUUUCCACGUACCCUAAUACUCCCGUUUGCGUCAUCACCGGUGCAACAUCUGGUUUGGGAUUUUCUACCGCAUGCAAGAUUUCCAAGGAGGGAUUUCUCAUCGUUAUUGUUGGAAGAUCAGAGAAAUUGUUAUCGGAGACUAUAAGAAAGAUCAAAGAUUUUAAUGAGGAUGCUCAACUCAAAGCUUUUCAGGCUGAUCUUUCGUCGGUUGAGUCCAUUAUAAAGUUUGAAAGUUCGUUGCGGCAGUGGCUUUUGGAUUCCAAUUUGCACUGCUCGGUACAAAUACUAAUAAACAAUGCUGGACUACUUGCUACAUCUCCUAGAGUCACGGCUGAGGGCUACGAUCAGAUGAUCGGCACAAAUUAUGUUGGAGCAUUUGUUUUGACCAAGCUUCUAUUACCACUUCUUGAAAACAGUCCAGUGUCUUCCAAGGUUGUGAAUGUAACAUCCUUUACUCACCGAGCUGUUACUAAUAUGCAGGUUGACGAGGGAACUGUUUCUGGAAAGAAAUUUUUAAGUACAAAUCAUUAUCCAUAUGCUCAGGUCUAUGAGUACUCAAAACUAUGCCUACUUCUCUUCUCAUUUGAGCUCCACCGACAGCUUACCCAAAUGGGUAAAUCUCAUCAGAUAUUUGUCAAUGUUGCAGAUCCUGGAAUUGUACAAACAAACAUCAUGCGAGAAGUUCCAGCAUGCCUGUCUUGGUUGGCAUACUUUGUACUGAAACGCCUACGCCUAUUGCAAUCCCCUGACUGUGGGAAAGAUUCGAUUGUUGAUGCUGCUUUUGCUCCACCUGGAACAUCAGGAGCUUACUUUUUUGGGGGGAAAGGUAGAACUAUAAACUCUUCAGCACUUUCACGAAACACCAAAUUAGCACAUGAGCUUUGGGAAACUACAUGCAAUAUGCUAUCGGUAACUCCCUUUGGUAAUGAGAGAAACAGUUUUUAG
Vicia faba (fava bean) is the source of this 1113-nucleotide messenger RNA. Lineage: Eukaryota; Viridiplantae; Streptophyta; Magnoliopsida; Fabales; Fabaceae. The record is from the annotation of a GenBank genome assembly.